UAGAAAACUGACGCUCUCCAUUUACCAGACCAAGGAGUCCUCUACUCCCCCAACUUGGGAAAGACGAAGCUGACAGAGGAGACGAGGAAGCAGGGAGCCCGGAGACAGAGCGAGAGAGUCUAACCCUCACUCCUGCUGUAAUCCGUAAUCGGAUCCUCUCUCUUUUUUUUUGGAACGAAGGAGGAAUGCAUCACUAAGCUUUCACUCGCUCUCGUUUCAUCGUUGCAAGACAUACUCCUCUUCCCACCAUCUCUUCGUCCUCCUCCGAUCUGAACCCUAACAAUUAACAACUUCUUUCCGGCGAUGGCAUCCUCUGCUGAUACUGCCUCUUCCCCUCCCUCCGCACAGGAAAUCACCAAUGUUUCGUCACCUUCUACGAAAGGCGACGACGCCUUGGUGCCUGCGUCGGUGAUACCGGAACAAUCUCCGCGGAAGGCAUUCGUUGGAACGCAGUCGCCACGCUCUUCUGCCGGCUCGGAUCAUGGCGGAAGUGGCAAUGCUGCUGAGGUUUCACCCAUCAUCCGGAGGAAGAAGCCAGCUUGGAACGUUCCAUCGAAUAGUGCGAUCGAGGUGGCAUCCGUCAUGGACACUGCCUCUUGGCCUGCGCUGUCUGAAUCUGCAAGGGUUUCGCCUAAAUCGUCUCCAUCUGACUCCCUCAGGACCCUUCCCAACGGAUCAAUCUCCGCUCUGUCGGUUUCCUUGGCGUCAUCUUCCUCCGCGAAGCAACCUUCGAAUAAUCAAAACCUGAACUCAACUCAGGGUUCCCCGUCUUUCCGCGACAAGAGCGUGAAGCACGGAGCUGUUACUGGUGUUGGUAGUAGCAACUCUGGGGUAGCUAAUGUUGGAGAGGCCAUGUCAUCAUCCUUGUCAGUCUUAACAGAGGCAAGCCAGUCACUGCCUGGCAAACAACCCUCUUCAGAAAAUUUUCCUAGGGGCCUCCCAAACCAGAACAACAGCAGCAGUGAUAAUGAAAGGGAUCAUUACACUAAGACCGGUGGAUUUUCUCCUCAUUCCCAUCGGGGCAAUGAUCACCAGCGGAAUUAUGCCGGAGGCAGAAGGGGCAGCACUGGCCACCAUGGAAAUUAUGGUAACAGGGCCGAUGGGGAUCGUGGAGGUUAUGAAUGGAGUCAUCGGAAUAUUGGUAGAGGUGUCCACAUGCAGCAGUUGCAUCAACAGCGAGGUGUUGGUUCAUACCCAAGGGCUCCAUCUGUAGCAACAGCGCCCUUCAUUGCACCACCUCCACCUGUUAGACCUUUCUCUAAUCACAUGGGAUUUCCAGAUUUUCAAUCUCCCAUUUACUAUGUUGCUGCACCUCCGUAUCCUGAGUCCCUGAAAGGCGUUCCAUUUGCUUCUCACCCUGCUCCUACUCCACAACUAAUGUAUUUUCCUGCAGUUGAUCCUCAGCGUGCUAUGUUGCUAAAACAAAUAGAUUAUUAUUUUAGCCCGGAAAAUUUGUGCAAAGAUUUAUACUUGAGGCAAAAUAUGGAUGAACAAGGCUGGGUUCCCAUAUCCUUGAUAGCUGGCUUUAAUAGGGUGAAGCAAUUGACUAACAAUAUACCAUACAUAUUAGACACUGUACUGCUAUCAAAUGUAGUGGAGGUACAGGGCGAUAAAAUAAGGAAGCGUAACGAUUGGAUGACUUGGGUUCUGCACCCAGUAGACAAUUUGGUUUCUGCUUCUGGCCUACAAUCUCCAAUAGCCAAUUUUGGUCUGGAAGCUCAUUUUGACAAUAUUUACUUAGACUUGGAUGAUCCUAAAAACACUGGCUCGAGUGGAUUAGCAAAAAAUGAGGCAGCUUUUGCAAGGUCGGCCUCCGUGAAACUAAAUAGUCAGAUAUCUGUAAGAAAUUCUGAGGAUGGCGAUGUUCAAGUGGGUACGUAUUCUGAUCGUAUCAGGAAAAUGAGAACUCUACUCAGAAGUGACACAAUGUAAGUUUGAUUUUGGAAGUUUAUAAAUGAUAUUUUGUCUGAUUAUAGUGUCUAAAACAUUGUUUGAGUGACUUGGUAAACUCCAAAUUCUGAAUUCAUCCCCCGUCUAUAUAUUGUAAAACAAAGGGUGCACGUUAGAAUUAUAAACUUACCACUUCACUUGGAUAGUGUUUAUGGUCACUGUACCUUGACAAAAUAUCAUUACUCUGUGUAAUUAAGAAGGGCCUAUCAAUUGCAUGAACUAUAUUUUGGGACAUCGUGGGGGCGGGGGCGGGGUUAAGAUAGACAAAUAAGAGAUAUAUGAAUGCUCGCUUGUACAGAC
Phalaenopsis equestris is the source of this 2250-nucleotide messenger RNA. Its product is annotated as la-related protein 1B-like. Bases 304 to 1932 code for a protein of 542 amino acids. The record is from RefSeq and is a predicted model, not a curated record. Lineage: Eukaryota; Viridiplantae; Streptophyta; Magnoliopsida; Asparagales; Orchidaceae. The transcript is spliced from 6 exons. Gene Ontology annotation, molecular function: RNA binding.